This is a messenger RNA of Linum tenue, 1110 nucleotides long. Lineage: Eukaryota; Viridiplantae; Streptophyta; Magnoliopsida; Malpighiales; Linaceae. The record is from the annotation of a GenBank genome assembly.
AAAACCCCGCCGACCCUUUGACCAUUCCUUCCACGCUACUCUUCCUGACUUCCUGUCCAAACAAAAAACCACACGUCAAAGCCCCACAAAACCAAACUGAAGCUUAUUCCACCAUCGAUUCUUCAUCCUUAUCGCCAAUUCGCCAUCGUCAGAUUCCGUCUUUUUAUCUCCCCAAAUUCCCUGGAAAACUAGAACCCUCUUUCCAUCAAAGCCUUUUCGCCAAAACCCAAGUAUAAAAAUCCUUCCUUUCUCUUAAUUCCCCAAUUCUCAGCUUUCCCAAAUUUCCCGAAUGUCGUCUUACGGCCGAUCGUACUCUUCCGAGUCCUACGCGCCGUCGGCGCCUUCCCUGCCGGAAUCCUACCGCCAGCAAGAACGAGAUCGCGGCGCAAGCGGUAGCGCUCGGCCGCAAUCGAGUGGCUAUGGAGUUCACCAGAAUCAGCAGUAUCAGCAGCACCCGCCGGCGUAUGGGCAGGGGCAGAGCAGUUCUUCAUCGGGGUACUCGGGAUUCCCGCCGGGGACGCAUCCGGAUGUGAUUCGGAGCUUUGAGAUGGUGGAUGUUGAUCGGAGUGGGUAUAUUGAUGAGAAGGAGCUGCAACGAGCUCUCUCUUCUGGGUAUCAGAGGUUUAACCUCAGGACAAUUAGGUUGCUCAUGUUUCUCUUCAAGAACCCCCACGAUGCUCUUCGAAUUGGGCCUAAAGAAUUUGCAGCUCUCUGGAGUUGUCUCGGCCAAUGGCGGGCCAUAUAUGAUAGAUACGAUAGGGACAGGAGUGGAAAGAUUGAUCUGUUCGAACUGAGGGAUGCUCUUUACGGACUUGGAUAUGCUGUCCCACCUUCUGUUCUUCAGAUACUCAUGUCCAAGUAUGAUGAUGGAAGCGGCAGAAAGAUCGAACUUGGCUUCGAUAGUUUCGUCGAAUGUGGACUGAUUUUGAAGGGAUUAACAGAAAAGUUCAAGGAGAAGGAUAAGCGAUACGUAGGCCAAGCGACGUUCAACUAUGACGAGUUCAUGUCCACUGUCCUCCCCUUCCUGGUGGCAUAUGAUUGAUCCUGAAACCCUCCAACGACGAGUCGCCAGCCCAUUGCGGUAUUCAAUUUGUUUGUUUGUUCAUGUAU